Molecule: messenger RNA, 3620 nt
Organism: Spodoptera litura
Lineage: Eukaryota; Metazoa; Arthropoda; Insecta; Lepidoptera; Noctuidae
Product: long-chain fatty acid transport protein 4
Biological process (GO): long-chain fatty acid metabolic process; long-chain fatty acid import into cell
Cellular component (GO): plasma membrane; endoplasmic reticulum membrane
Molecular function (GO): long-chain fatty acid-CoA ligase activity; long-chain fatty acid transmembrane transporter activity
Source: RefSeq, a predicted model, not a curated record
AUUGAAAUAUCAUAAAAUUAUGUGAAACGACAGCUUCAACAAAGACAUCCGCGAAAAAUUUUGUAACUGUCGCGUCCUAUAUCGGUAUUAUUUUACGCUCAAGCUCAGAUGAGUUAACUGGGGUUGGUAACAGCGCGCCUACCGUUCGAGGAUCAGCUGUUGUCGGCGCAUGUGCAGCUGGCGCGAGGGGGGCUGUAGGCCGGCGCUCCGCCAUUGACGCGGCCGCUCGCUCGGCACACGCACCGCUCCGUGCUACGAAUCCUUCCCACAUUUAUACGAAACUGUUCGGUGUCGAUGGACGCGCGCGUCCCCGGUGCGUAGUGAUCGCGCAUCGUACUCACACGUACUGUUUAUCUGUUACCGGUGUAUAGUUAGCCGCUGUGCGCCCUACUGGGCCGCCCGCCAGCAUGGACGCGAUACUGGCAGCGCUCGUCGCUCUCAUGGCACUGGCCGCCGCGAUGGCCGCCGUGCUCAGUACACUCUCUAAGGCGGCGAUAUUCGUCAUCCUUGCCGUAGCGCCCUGCGUCUACCGAUAUAGGAGGCACAUUUACGUGUUCAUCAAAACACUGCCGAGAGACUGCAAAUUCUUAUGGCGUUACGCCAAUGGUAUGAUCAGGUCGAAGAGAUGGGGCCGUCAGGAUGCGACGGUGGCGGAGCUGUUCACACGGCGUGCCCUCAAGAACCCGGACGCUCCAUGCUUCUUUGUCGUCGGUGACCGCGACUGGACCUUCGGAGAGAUGGCUGCUAACUCUAACAAGGUAGCGCGAGUGAUGCAAGAGCACAUGGGCCUGAAGCGUGGAGACGUGGUGUGCGUGUUCAUGCCCAACUGUGGGGAGUAUGUCUGGACUUGGCUGGGCAUGGCCAAGCUGGGCGCUGUGUCUGCCCUCAUCAACAGCAACCUGCGCCACAAGCCGCUGCUGCACUGCAUCCAGGUCGCCAAGGCAAAGGCUAUCGUUUUCUCCGACCAGCUUGCUGACGCAAUAUCUGAAGUCCGCGAUCAGCUGCCGGAAAGCUUGAAGCUAUUCCAGCUGUACGGAGAGUGUUCCCCUGGAGUGCUGGACCUGGCUGCGGAGAUGGAGAGGCAUCCACCGGAUUAUCCCAUCGUGACUGACAAGCCACGGUACAAGGAUACGCUGCUCUACAUCUACACUUCUGGCACCACCGGCAUGCCCAAGUCUGCUAUACUGCCCAAUUCUAAGUAUCUCCUGGUGGUAGUGGCGACGGUGCACAUGUUGGGUCUGAAGAAGUCGGACCGCAUGUACAACCCGCUGCCUCUGUACCACAUGGCGGGCGGGCUGGUGGGCACGGGGGCUGCCCUCGUGGACGGCAUCCCUUCAGUACUGCGCACCAAGUUCUCUGCGUCCAACUACUGGACUGAUUGCAUCAAGUAUGACUGCACGGUGGCUCAAUACAUCGGCGAGAUGUGUCGCUACCUGCUGGCGCAGCCGGCGCGGCCGACGGACGCGCAGCACCGCGUGCGCAUCAUGGUCGGCAACGGGAUGAGGUCCGCCAUCUGGCAGCAGAUUGUCGACAGGUUCAAAGUGCCUCAGAUAAACGAGAUAUACGGAGCGACGGAGGGCAACGCCAAUAUAAUAAACGUGGACAACACGGUGGGUGCGGUUGGUUUCCUGCCGAAGUUGGUCCCGACGAGCCUGCACCCCAUCGCGCUGGUGAAGGCGGACGAGACCGGCACGCUGCUGCGCGGAGACGACGGAUACUGCAUACGGUGCAAGCCACAUGAGCCGGGCAUGUUCAUUGGGCUGAUCGCUCAGGGCAACGCUUCGCGGGAGUACUACGGAUACGUCGAUAAGGACGACAGCAACAAGAAGUUGGUCCGCAACGUGUUCUGCAAGGGCGACGCGGCCUUCGUAUCCGGUGAUAUCCUGGUGGCUGACGAGCUCGGCUACCUCUACUUCAGAGACCGCACCGGGGACACUUACAAGUGGAAAGGAGAGAACGUUGCCACCGCAGAGGUCGAGAACGCCAUGUCACCCAGCCUGCAACAGAAGGCCUGCGUCGUUUAUGGUGUUUCUAUCCCGCAGACGGAGGGUCGCGCCGGCAUGGCAUGUAUAGCGGACCCGGCGCGCGCGCUGCCGCUGUCCCGGCUGGCGCGCGACCUCGACGACUCGCUGCCCUCCUACGCGCGCCCGCUCUUCCUACGGAUCAUCAAUGAUAUUGAGAUCACUGGCACGUUCAAGUUGAAGAAACUGCAGUAUCAGAAGGAAGGCUUCGACCCGGAGGUGAUCAAGGACCCGCUGUACUUCCGACUCGGAGCAGACUUCGUGCCCAUCACACCACAGCUCUACACCGACAUCUGCACAGGGAAGAUCAAACUGUAGACACGCACGCCAUCUAUACACCAACCGACGUACUGUACAGACUGGACCAUUACGUGCAACACGGCCAGGCACUCAUAGACAAAACUUAGACUAAAUCUAUUAUUUUAUUGGGAGUCAACGCUACCGUUCACGUAGUCUACCUGUAUCGUAUGAUGGUUGACUCUAUGUAAAUUGUUUUGUGAAUUCUACAAGCAUUCGGCACCGCUCAAGCCAGCAACCCACUGGCACUUGUGAUACACUAUCUAUUAAAAAAUGAAAAAAACCCUAAAUGGGCUAACGAGAGAAUUGUCUGCUCAAGCAGCAUUAUACUAAGUUAGACCAGAUCACUUCUCUGCACUAAGCCGGCAUCAUUUCCUUGUAUCCAGCGAGUUUAAGCUUUAUUACAUUACCCAUUAGGUAAAUUACAUUAAUAAUUUAAUAAAGAAUUCGUAAAUUGUUGUUCAAAACAUUAGUAGGUAGUUAAGGUAAACGGGCGAAGGAGUGCGGAGAACUAGUUAAAUUACUAUAUGAUGUAACCUAGAAUGGAUGUGGGCGUAACUAUGGGCUUAUAUUUUAAUAAAAGUAAAUAAUUAAUUAAAUAUCGUUCGAUCCUCGUUGUGAACAGGUGUGACGUGUCGUGUCGUCCGGUGACGUCACUUGUGUCGUGUCGUUCAAGUCGAUAUAAUUGUUUAGGCGUAGCCAGGGGUAGACACUAGUUGUUGGGUAAUGUUUCUGUUGGGAACUAAAUAAUAAUAACCUUACGAUUCCGAUAUCUAAAUCGAAUCCUAUAUUCCAGCCAUUUCCGUUACACAAAUCAUUUUACAAUUAAUAUCUACACUUCAUUAUGAAAGUUGCAAACGCUGAUAAGAGAAACAGGUAAUGUAUGUAGCUUAUUAGUUGACAUUCCACCAUCUAGUCACUUAAGGUGUUCUAUUCAUUUAUCUUAAAAUAUAUUAAUGUACCUAUGUAUGAGUUCCUAAGGUUCGUUCUACUAAACCUCUUUCAAGUUCUGGCGACGACUCGACUGGUUUUUGAGAAAGCUUGGAGUCUUGAAUGUGGUUCUGUGAACGUAGUAAUGUAUUUUAUUUUUAGGCACUUUACAAGUCCUGUUGUUAGCGAAACACACCUAAUAUUAUGUUGAUUCCACUGCAAAUAGUCGCAAUACGGACAGUGUAUUUAGAUUUUUGUGCCUUGAAACGAAAAUCGCUGCACAGUAGUGUAGACUAGGGAAACUUUGCAGUUUACUCCUAAACAAAAUUAUUACGUAAGUUGUAAAUAAUUAUAAUAAACGAUUAAAAUGUC